This is a messenger RNA of Aspergillus terreus NIH2624, 1350 nucleotides long. Its product is annotated as putative amino acid transporter. Lineage: Eukaryota; Fungi; Ascomycota; Eurotiomycetes; Eurotiales; Aspergillaceae. Bases 1 to 1350 code for a protein of 449 amino acids. Gene Ontology annotation, biological process: amino acid transmembrane transport. The record is from RefSeq and is a predicted model, not a curated record. Gene Ontology annotation, molecular function: L-lysine transmembrane transporter activity; L-serine transmembrane transporter activity; L-glutamate transmembrane transporter activity. The transcript is spliced from 3 exons. Gene Ontology annotation, cellular component: fungal-type vacuole membrane.
AUGCCUUUGGCCAUCUCACACAUGGGCAUCGUCCUAGGUGUGAUAGUGAUCCUAUGGUCCGGAGUGACAGCAGGUUUCGGCCUUUACCUUCAAUCUCGCUGCGCGCAGUACCUCGAUCGCGGAACUGCUUCCUUCUUCGCCCUUUCGCAAUUGACCUACCCUAAUGCGGCCGUCGUCUUCGAUGCCGCGAUCGCGAUCAAGUGUUUUGGUGUCGGUGUCAGCUACCUCAUUAUCAUUGGUGACUUGAUGCCGGGAGUAGUCCAGGGUUUUGUAGGCGGUUCUCCCGUCUACGACUUCUUGGUUGACAGGCAUUUCUGGGUGACUGCGUUCAUGCUGAUUGUCAUCCCCUUGUCAUAUCUUCGUCGCUUGGAUUCCUUGAAGUAUACGAGUAUCGCGGCGUUAGUAUCCAUGGCAUAUCUGGUGGUUUUGGUGGUAUAUCAUUUCGUGGAGGGGGAUACGAUGGCCGAUCGAGGCCCCAUCCGUGUCAUCCACUGGGCAGGUCCCGUUCCUACCCUCAGCAGUCUACCAGUUAUUGUCUUUGCUUUUACUUGCCAUCAAAAUAUGUUCUCUAUUCUUAAUGAGAUUGAAAACAACAGCCAUCUCAGGACGACUGCUGUUGUCUUUUCCAGUAUCGGAAGCGCAGCGGCGACAUACAUUCUUGUCGCUAUCACCGGGUACCUCUCUUUUGGUAACAAUGUUGGCGGAAACAUUGUUGGCAUGUACCCUCCCGGCCUGUGGGCGACGAUCGGACGGGCUGCGAUCGUCAUCCUGGUGAUGUUCUCCUACCCUCUUCAGUGCCAUCCUUGUCGUGCCUCCGUUGAUGCCGUGCUGCGCUGGAGGCCGAAACCAUCUUCCGCCGGCAACGACAAUUCGCCCCAUCGACACCCUCUACUGGGACCGCGAGGCAGCCGUGCCCCAGAAAUGAGUGACCUCCGUUUCUCCGUGAUCACCACCACCAUCCUGGUGCUUAGCUAUAUUGUUGCGAUGACCGUGUCCUCGCUCGAAGCGGUCCUGGCCUACGUCGGCAGCACCGGAAGCACCAGCAUCAGCUUCAUCCUUCCCGGUCUUUUUUACUACAAGAUCUCCUCCCCCGAUUCUCCCACUCAUCAGCGUCUGAUGAAGGAGGACGAUGAAGCGGCCGAGGACAUGCUUGCGGAUGACAGUAACGAUGAUGACGACAACGAGGCCUCCCAGUCCCGUCCCUUAACAGAGAGCGGCAUUCUUCGGCGCAGCACUCGCCAUUGGCGCAGGACCCUGCUGCGGAAGCUCAGUCUGGCCCUUUCGAUCUACGGUGUCGUUGUUAUGAUUGUCUGUUUGGUGACGAAUUCUCUGUUCAUCGCGUCUCAUUAG